CUUUCUUGUUUAACAAUGCGGAUUCUCUUCUCUGUUCUGUUUUUGGGAAUUGUGUCUGCGUCUGCAGACACGAAUCUGAAUGUUUCACUGCUGGUUAAAAGACUGCAAUGCGAACCAAAUCCACUGAAUUUGACCUCUUUGGCGAACGGCAAGAAAUACUAUUUCUCCGCUUUUGAAGUGGAUUGGUACGAAGCGAGAAGGUUCUGCGAAACCAACAAAAUGCACCUGGCAGCGCCGAAGACCGUGGAAGAACUCGCGCUUUUCUUCGAGGAAACCAGGAAGGUCACGAGCCACGCGAACUGGUGGGUGUGGGCGAUGGCGGCGUCGGACGGCGGCCGCUCGUCGGGCAAGUUCUGGUGGGGCGACGGCGAGUUGCUGGCCAAAAACAGCGUCCUCUGGUCCGGCGGAGACCCCAACUUCGUCAACAAGGCGAAAAACGUGUGCGUCCACGUCAACAACCAGGCCAACGAGAAGCUGAGGGACUACAGCUGCUCCGACACCCACCGCUUCAUCUGCCAACUGCCUCAAUACUGUUAUUAAAAUAAAUGUUUU
This is a messenger RNA of Cloeon dipterum, 552 nucleotides long. RefSeq names its product C-type lectin domain family 4 member F-like. NCBI's taxonomy places the organism in Eukaryota, Metazoa, Arthropoda, Insecta, Ephemeroptera, Baetidae. The record is from RefSeq and is a predicted model, not a curated record. Bases 16 to 540 code for a protein of 174 amino acids. The transcript has 6 exons.